UACAGCGACAGUUCACGUGUAUACACUGAUACAAUUUCUCGAAAAUAUCUUACAAAUCUGAAGUUCAGAAGCUGUAAUAAUUAAGAUGCAAACACGAGAGUUUUUCGUUUCUGCCCCAGGGAAAGUCAUUCUCCACGGUGAGCAUUCUGUCGUGCAUGGAAAGGUGGCUUUGGCUGUGAGUUUGAACCUGCGCACGUUCCUGCGGCUGCAGUCCACAUCAUCCGGUGAAGUGCACAUCAACCUCCCCAAUAUUGACACUUUUCUGUCCUGGGAAAUAACUGCACUGCAGCCUCUUCUGGCAGGGUGUAAAGCAGAGCAGGGUGGCGUGAAGGAACUUGAUGCAGAUCUGUUGAAGAGACUACGUGAAUUCACAGGGAUUUCAGAGGAUUCCACAGACACAAGAAGCAUGGCAGUGUUGGCCUUCCUCUAUAUGUACCUGUCUGUUUUUGCAGAGUCUCUAGCCAGUAUCACGGUGUCCGUGUGGUCAGAGUUGCCCACAGGAGCUGGUUUAGGCUCCAGUGCUGCCUAUAAUGUUUGCCUGUCUGCCGCUCUGCUGUCUGCUAGAGGAAACAUAUCAUAUCCUCUUACACCACAGCAGGAGUCAGCCAGGUGGAGUAAAGAGGAGAUGGAGCUGAUUAACAGGUGGGCGUUCAUGGGUGAGAAGAUCAUCCACGGUAACCCUUCAGUGGUGGACAAUGCUGUGGGCACAUGGGGUGGCUUUUUAAGAUACCAUGCUGGGAAUAUAACUCCACUAAGCUGGGUCCCCAUUCUGAGAAUCCUUCUCACUAACACCAAAGUACCACGUAGCACCAAAGUGCUUGUUUCUGGAGUGAAGGACAAAAUUAACAAGUUUCCCUCCGUAAUGAAGCCAGUUCUGGAGUCCGUCAGCGCUGUGUCCUGCGCCUGUGAACAGACUCUCACAGAGAUGGCCGCGCAUGGACCUUCAGCUGAGCUCUACAACAUACUGGAGGAGCUGAUUGAUAUAAACCAGCACCAUCUGAACGUGAUGGGUGUGGGUCACUCGUCUCUGGACACACUGUGUAGGGUCACUCUGGCCAGAGGCCUGCAUAGCAAACUGACUGGGGCAGGAGGAGGAGGCUGUGGAAUCACUCUCAUAUGACCAGAUAAACCGAUACUUCAGUGAUUCAGAGCACCGUUGAGGAGCUGAAGGCCUGUGGCUUUGACUGCUGGGAGACCAGCAUCGGAGCUCCUGGAGUCCAGCAGCACUCUUCAGCUGCACUCAGUCAGGACAUACCGAAGAUCCUCCACAGCUACUGAAACAGAAAGCAAGCACACUGUACUGUAUGCAUCAUUGCUGCUGUUACUCUGGAUCCUGGUUUGAUAAACGUAAUUCAUAUUCACAUUGCAAUUUUUUUAUAGAAUUGGAAAAUGCUAUAAAACAUAACCUUAUCAUCUGCUGAAUUAAGAUUUUUUAAAAAUAUGUUUGUAUUAUUUCUUUCAGAGUGCAUGCAUUAUAAAGUUUUGUAUGCCAGUAGAUGGCAGCAAAGUGUAAAACAAAUUUAAUACUGUCAAUUUUUGACAGUAUGUAUGGAAUGCAAAUAAUAGAUAAUUUAAUUAAAUAUAGAUACUAACUAAAUUAAUUUAAAAAAUAGCUUUUAAUAAAUUUCAGCCUUUUCAUGAAAAGCUGUCAUGCACAACAUUAUUAUUUUCUGACCUGUCUAUGUAUUCCCAGCAAAUGCAGUAUGAUCAUCUCAUUUGUCAAAAAUGUUUCUCAACACGGAUCACAUUUCCGACCAGAACUAGCACAGCUUGGAGCAUUUUGGACUGAGUACAGCCGUUGUAUUAUUGUCACUAAACCCAAAGUAAUUACUUUUCAGUUCUUUGCACUUUGUCAGAAUAUUUUGCACCGGAACAGUUUUGAAGCCAAGGAGGGGAUGCUGGGACGCAUUUGGCUGUCGACCAGACGCGGUCCAAGUUGAUCUGUGAAGCGCGGUGAUGAAAUAAACGCUCUGCACUUAGAGCGGAGCACAUUUCCCCACAGUCCCAGGAGAGGGGUGUAAUUUUAGUGGUGUUUUGUGAGGAACAGAUAAAGAGGGCUAUCUUCAGCACACAAGACCUGGAGCUAGAGAAUAGGAAAUGGAUUUGCACUGAGAUGAAUAUGUUCCUGUAAACCAAAGGCCGGCAGAAGUACAGAGCCCCUUAUGCUUGAACAAGUCAACUUUGAGAAGACCUAGGGAGGCCAGAGACACAUUUAAAAGAGAGUGUUGUUGGUUUUGUAAAUGUGAAGCUCUCGGUGUACUUAAUUAAGGUGCAUAACCAUCAUUUCGGAAUUAAAGGGAACAUAAUGUGCAGACCAGAUUUCCUGGCC
This is a messenger RNA of Sinocyclocheilus rhinocerous, 2329 nucleotides long. Its product is annotated as mevalonate kinase-like. The transcript has 11 exons. Gene Ontology annotation, biological process: isopentenyl diphosphate biosynthetic process, mevalonate pathway; isoprenoid biosynthetic process; cholesterol biosynthetic process. The coding region runs from base 86 to 1120 and encodes 344 amino acids. Gene Ontology annotation, cellular component: cytoplasm; cytosol. The record is from RefSeq and is a predicted model, not a curated record. NCBI's taxonomy places the organism in Eukaryota, Metazoa, Chordata, Actinopteri, Cypriniformes, Cyprinidae. Gene Ontology annotation, molecular function: mevalonate kinase activity; ATP binding.